Molecule: messenger RNA, 2414 nt
Organism: Xyrauchen texanus (razorback sucker)
Lineage: Eukaryota; Metazoa; Chordata; Actinopteri; Cypriniformes; Catostomidae
Product: gastrula zinc finger protein XlCGF26.1-like
Exons: 3
Coding region: 33-1676 (547 amino acids)
Source: RefSeq, a predicted model, not a curated record
AAGAAGAAGAAGCUGAUGCUUUGAGCAGUUCGAUGUUCAUCAUGAGAGAGCAGAUGGAUGUCAUACAUGUUGGAGAACAGCGGAUGCUGCAGACACAAGUGAAGAUGUGUUCAGUGAAGCUGCUGGACUGCAGGAACCUGAUGAAGAUGAGAGAAGAAAUCAAAGAAGAGGAAGAACACAGUGAUGAAUAUGAUGAUGAUUUUAUUCCUUCAGAGCUGAUGGAUGUGAAAGAGGAACGUCAAGAGUUGAAUGAAGUGGAGGAGAAACAUCAUGAUUUCAGAACUGGAGAAAAAUCUUUGAGUUGCUCUCAUUGUGGAAAAUAUUUCAAAGAUAAAAGAAAUCUUACGAAGCACACAAGGAUUCAUACUGGAGUGAAGCCUUACACAUGCCAUCAGUGUGGAAAGAGUUUCACACGUAAAGAACAUUUUAUUGUGCACUCAAGAAUUCACACUGGAGAGAAGCCUUACACAUGUCAACAGUGUGGAAAAGGUUUCAGAAGUAAAGAUAACCUUAAAAUGCACAUAAGAGUUCACACAAUAAAGAAGCCUUACACGUGCGAUGAAUGUGGAGAAGUUUUCAAACGUAAACAACACAUUAUUCUGCACAUAAGAAUUCAUACAAAGAAGUCUUACAUGUGCCAACUGUGUGAAAAAGGUUUUGCAUGUGAAGAAAGUCUUGAUCUGCACACAAAAAUUCACACUGGAGAGCGGCCUUUCACAUGCUCUCAGUGUGGAAAAUGUUUCAAAGAUAAAAGAAACCUUACGAAGCACACAAGGAUUCAUACUGGAGUGAAGCCUCACACGUGCCAUCAGUGUGGAAAAGGUUUCAUUCGUAAAGAACACCUUAAUCUGCACACAAGAGUCCACACUGGAGAGAAACCUCACACGUGUUAUCAGUGUGGAAAAGGUUUCAUGGAUAAAGGAAGCCUUAAUAAGCACACAAGAGUUCAUACUGGAGAGAAACUUUACACGUGUCACCAGUGUGGAAAGAGUUUCAAACGUAUAGAACGCUUAAAUCUGCACACAAGAUUUCACACGAAGCCUCACACGUGCCAAAAGUGUGGAAAAGAUUUUGUAUAUGCAGCUAGCCUCACACAUCAUUUCUGUAGUCAUUCUGGAGAAAGGCCAUUUAAAUGUGAUCAGUGUGAUAAAAAAUUUGUUGUAGAAUCAGUCUUGAAACAGCAUCUGAAAACGCACUCAAACGAGAAGCCUUACAAUUGUUCUUUUUGUGGAAAGAGUUUUACUCGCCUGUCCUAUUUUAAACAGCACCAGAAAAUACAUUACGGUGCCGGGGUGAAUAAGUGCUCUGAUUGUGGGAAGACCUACACAACAGCCACCCACUUGAAAGAACAUCAGCAAAUUCAUUCUGGAGAAAAACCUUUUAUGUGCUCGUACUGUGGAAAGACUUUCACUCGGUCAGAACAUCUGAAAAAACAUGAGAGGAUUCACACCGGAGAGAAACCAUACAAGUGCUCACACUGUGGAAAGAGUUUCACUCUGUCACAAAACAUGAAAGCUCACGAGAGAAUCCAUACUGGAGAAAAGCCAUACCAUUGCUCUUCAUGUGGAAAAGGUUUCAACCGAUCAGGUCAUCUACAGCAACAUGUCAAACAUAAUUGCCCAACUAGUCACAGUGACCAAGAAUCAUCUUCAGGUCCAACGAUAUCAAGCAAAUAGUUUGAAAUUCAGAUAAACCCAAGGAUGGAAUUUCUCCCAAAAGUGCUGCACCAUUUAAAGGCUCGGGUAUACUUUGUUUUCAGUGGUCCGGAUCACCUUGCACACGGUCGAGCUCAAGCCAUUACAAAUGUGUUUGGUGCAUGUACAUAAGUCUGCUUUGAGAUAUUUUUGUUACAGUCAACAGCAGGUGCAAUGACAAAGAAAAGAGAAAAUCUGGGCUGUACGUGGACCGUCCGCACAGAUUGUACAACCAAAGUAAUUUCGCAUUUAGGCCCCCUUUACACCUGGCAUUAACAUUUUAUAGUGUGUGGAUAUUCUCUAACUGGAUUGCAUUUACACCAAGCAGUGUGCUAGUUGAAGUGAAUGUUUUUUACUCUUGCUUUUUGAUUAUUGUUUCAUUGCAAGCUAUGGUGGCUAAUUGCUAAUGGCCUUUGCAUCAUAUGUGUAUAAGAUGGUCAUCAUUGGAUGUCUAGAGAGUGUCCGGAAUCCAUAUUGGGAAUGAAGCAUAUUCCCACAUGGGCAAGCAGAGGAAGAGCACAUAUACACACAUUGUGCACAAGAGGGCACACGUGAAUACUUGCUUGGAGAGAUGUUUGGACACUUUGAUAAAUAAAAGGCCACCAUGGUUCAAAAUACUAUAAUUGUUGAUUGCUUUGUACCAUCAAAACAUUUGUAUUUUCCUGUUAUAUUUGACAUGUUGGAGAAAAACACCAAAGUUGACCUUCCAUUCUUCCAUUC